GUUGAGGUGGGGCUGAGGCAGCUGCUCAUAGGUGCCCGGCCCACCGCACCACUCACCGGCCGCUCUGGCCUGGGCUGGGUAGGAGAGGCGGGGCGAGAGACUGACGACGACCCGCAGGGAAUGUGGAAGCCAGGACAGGAGCUGCGAGGGAGAGAAGCUGGGAAGCUAGUGCUCGGUUGACAGCAGCAGCUGAUGCCACCUCAAAGAAUCCCAACCCCACAAGGCUAAACUUCAAGAAGAACCUUUCUACACGUCUUGAACAUGGCUGGUGGAAUCACAGAAACGGGGGAGCUUUAUUCUCCAUAUGUUGGACUGGUCUACAUGUUCAACCUGAUUGUAGGUACUGGCGCCCUCACCAUGCCCAAGGCUUUUGCCACUGCUGGUUGGCUUGUCAGCCUCGUCCUUCUUCUGUUCCUAGGCUUCAUGAGCUUCAUGACCACAACCUUUGUAAUGGAAGCCAUGGCAGCAGCCAAUGCUCAGCUUCGUUGGAAGAGGAUGGAAAGCCAUAAGGAGGAAGAUGAUGAUGAUUCCUCUACAGCUUCUGAUAACGAUGUUCUCAUCCAGGAAAACUAUGAUCGGUCAGAGAAACAGCCCAUCUUGUCUGUUCAGAGACAUGGAUCUCCUAACAUUUUUGAAAUUGCCGAUCGUGUGGAGAUGGGACAAAUGGCCUCUAUGUUCUUCAACAAAGUGGGAGUCAACCUGUUCUAUUUUUGUAUCAUUAUCUACCUUUAUGGGGACCUAGCUAUCUAUGCUGCAGCUGUGCCAUUAUCUCUUAUGCAGGUGACCUGCAGUGCCACUGGCAAUCACUCCUGUAAUGUAGAAGCCAGCACCAAGUACAAUGACACAGAUGUGUGUUGGGGCCCCAUCAGACGAAUUGACGCCUACCGCAUCUACCUGGCUGUGUUCACACUACUUCUUGGACCUUUCACCUUCUUUGAUGUCCAGAAGACCAAAUACCUCCAGAUCUUGACAUCUCUGAUGAGAUGGAUUGCCUUUGCCAUCAUGAUCAUCCUGGCACUGAUCCGCAUUGGACACGGGCAAGGAGAAGGGCAUCCCCCCAUAGCAGACUUCUCUGGGAUCCGCAACCUGUUUGGGGUAUGCGUCUACUCUUUCAUGUGCCAGCAUUCGCUGCCAUCCCUCGUCACGCCCAUCUCCUCCAAGAAGCACAUCACGCGGCUGGUGCUGCUGGACUACGUGCUGAUCCUGGCCUUCUACAGCCUCCUCUCCUUCACUGCCAUCUUCUGCUUCCACAGUGACAGUCUCUUGGACAUGUACACCCUCAACUUCACCGGCUGUGACGUGGUGCGCCUGGCGGUGGUUCGCUUCUUCCUGGGUCUCUUCCCCGUCUUCACCAUCAGCACCAAUUUCCCCAUCAUCGCUGUGACUCUGCGCAACAACUGGAAGACGCUCUUCCACCGCGAGGGGGAGAUGUACCCGUGGGUGGUCGACCGAGUUGUGUUCCCCAUCAUCACUCUGGUGCCUCCCAUCCUUGUGGCUUUCUGCACCCAUGACCUGGAGUCCCUCGUGGGCAUCACGGGAGCCUACGCCGGCAACGGAAUUCAGUAUGUCAUCCCUGCCUUCCUGGUGUACUGCAGCCGGAGAGACACGAAGCUCGUAUUUGGCCCUGGUACCGUCAACAAGCACAGAUCCCCUUUCCGAAGCACCUUCUGGGUGGGCUUCGUACUCGUCUGGGCUUUCUCUUGCUUCCUUUUUGUCACGGCCAACAUAAUCCUCAGUGAGACAAAGCUUUAACUGUGGGAACGUUUCCCAACACCUGCAGGAUUGCAGGCCCUCCCCUGUCCUCCACCUCCAUGCCCACUAUCCUUCCACCACAGGGCAGAUACUGGCAUUGCUGGUGACCAAGCCUGAUGGUUGUUACAAUGCCCAUUACCUCUCUCUACUCCCAAGACCCCAUGGACUGCUGGGUCCCCUGCGUGGUACCCUGGGUGGAAUUUAGAAGCAGUGCUGGCACUGUGACAUCUUAUUUAUACUAGACCCAAUGGGGGCUUCCCUACUCAUUCACCCCGACCUAGGCUGUGGGAUGACCCAGGUGUUUGUUUUAAGAGAUCUGUUGCAGAGGCUAACCCUCAACCCUAACCCCUCCUACCUGCUUCACCUUCACCCAGAACGUGUGUUGCUUCCUGAACUGCUAAGAAACCAAUAUAGUGAAAGCACACGUCACUUUUGCCUUAGCAUAAUGGGAAGCAAGCAGGGCCUGGAGCCACAAGGACAAGGAGGGCUGAUUAGCCUCAGGGUCCCUGGAGCAGAGCUGUGGGCACCUCUGCUGUGGAUGCUGAGUAGAGAUGAGGUCACUAAAAUACUGACCUAGUUCUAGAGUCAGGUCCAGAGCUCCUGCCUUGACUGGGGCCUUAGUGUUCCCUGGGAGGGAAAAUAAAAGGGUCCUUUCAUCUUUUCCCACAUCCCAUAGGACUUAAGUCCUCUGUUAAGUCCUCGGGGUUAAUGAGGAAGGGCAAGAAAGACAAGGGAAUCUCUGAGUCUUCGGUUUGGAGGUAUGCCAGGUUAAGGAGAUGCCGUACCCCCCUGCAGGGCAAGGGUGUUCUGGCGGCAGCCCCAUGCCAGCAUCCUCAUGCCAGCAUCCUGAGCUUGUUUCUCUGAAGCAAGUUAAGUGUGGCAUUGGGAAGGGGAGUAAGUUGGGACCACCUGAAGGACAAUCAUCUCAGACACACUUGGUGCCUUUGGUCACCUUUGGGGUGACUCUUGAAACGUCUGGCAGCUGAAAUCACAGCUUCCAGGAGGACAGUGGUGGUCCUGCGGGAGGCCAGGAUUGAGCUGAUUCACAGCAGGGAGGAUGCACCCUUCGCCAUUUUGCUAACACUGGAAAAAACACGCAGGGUGAUGGGAGGGAGCCCCAUCACCUCCACCUAGACACAAGAAUUCUGUAUCACGUACCAUCCCUUUGCUGAAGGCCAAGCUCUUCUGGAAGGAGGCCUAACCCCAUCCAUGAUUCCAGCCCCUUCUCACUGUUGUUUCCCUCUCUUCUCUACUCACCACAUUCACAACUGCUGCUGCCCUGUCAUUUUCAUAUGGACUGUAAUGAACUUUGCAUCAAAUGUGCCUUCUCCAGCAUCAGGGCCUGGGUCCUUUCUGCUGAGGUACAGUAGGGCCUAGAUUAUUUUCAUGUUCUAUGUACCCCUGUAGUCUGGGGUCAAAAGCAGUCAAAUGUAGAAAAUGGGGUUCUGUUGGGGGGGGGGGGGGGGGAGGCUUCUCUUCAAGCUGGAUCCUGAUCCCCUCCCUACAACACACCUAAUUUCAGUGCCUUGCUCAGCACCCUUUAUUUCUCCUCACCUGCAUCCCACACAUCUCCCUGUCAGGAAAAAAAAAAUCCAGUCCUUGAGGGUAGAGAUGAUCGAAAGAAGACUUCUGCCAGAGGACUGUGGGAGCAUAGGGUGAGGGAAGGAGAAUUGCCUUAAGCAAGAAGACUGGGCCAUCCGGAAGUGGAUAUGCCCCUGCUGUCAGGUCUCAGGCUGCCUGAGCCCAGUGGGGUGCUUUUGAGAAUUAGAUUGUCUUAACUGGACGUUAUCUUCUUCCAGUCCAUCAUCUUGUGUUUUGUCUCAUAGCUCAUCACUACAUGUAAUUAUUUUCCAGCCAAAUGAAAAAUAAAUGCCCCUUCCCCA
Messenger RNA from Vombatus ursinus (common wombat), 3635 nucleotides. RefSeq names its product transmembrane protein 104 (gene SLC38A12). The coding region runs from base 262 to 1752 and encodes 496 amino acids. The transcript has 10 exons. Lineage: Eukaryota; Metazoa; Chordata; Mammalia; Diprotodontia; Vombatidae. The record is from RefSeq and is a predicted model, not a curated record.